Molecule: messenger RNA, 2361 nt
Organism: Penicillium diatomitis
Lineage: Eukaryota; Fungi; Ascomycota; Eurotiomycetes; Eurotiales; Aspergillaceae
Product: Acetamidase regulatory protein
Exons: 3
Coding region: 1-2361 (786 amino acids)
Biological process (GO): regulation of DNA-templated transcription; DNA-templated transcription
Molecular function (GO): zinc ion binding; DNA binding; DNA-binding transcription factor activity, RNA polymerase II-specific
Source: RefSeq, a predicted model, not a curated record
AUGUCUACCGCCAACGAUAAUCCCUCCCCGCCGCUCACGGCCGAUGGGGUGAGCAAGCGCAAACAAGGCUCGGCUGCUUGUGUCCAUUGCCACCGUCGUAAAGUUCGCUGCGAUGCCCGUGUAGUCGGUCUUCCUUGCACAAACUGUCGCUCUUCCGGAAAGAACGACUGUCGCAUCCAUGAGAAGAAAAAAAGACUGGCUGUAAGGUCGAUUCUGGAUCCUGUUCCCAUCCGAUCUCGGCCUUUACCGACCUCAGAGAAUGCCGUCAAUCCGCCCACAACAGCUGGGACGCCCCUUCCUACUAGCUUUGCAACGACGUUCGGUACAGAUCCUGCAAACGCGACUCUCGCGAACAAUCAGCCUCAUGACUUCCAAUCCAAUUCUGACUCCAAUUCGUUUGGGCGUCAUGGUCCAGACCUGUCGCAUGCUCAUGAGGCUCAUUCCGAAAUGGAACAGCACCUGGUCAAACUCAUAGACGAAGAGGAAUCCGGUCGACGAGAGAUUCAAAGAGGAGUGCGCGCGUUCUACAUUGGCCAUGAACACUCCAAUAUGUCGUUCUUGAUUCGCCAGCAGCGCGACCAAGCCGACAAUGUGUACCACUUUGCAAGCAAUGAGAUUCCUCGGCGACAAAUGAAAACGGGCCAUGAUCAGCUCUUGAUGGACGCGCUCACUCUCCCUGAGCCUGCACUAGCUGAUCAGCUGGUACAAGCGUACUUCACCUACGUCAAUCCUGGAUAUCCAAUUGUCGACGAGGAUCUGUUCAUGACACAAUACCGCAAUCGGGAUCCCGCUGACCCCCCGCCAAUACUUUUGCUUCAAGCCAUCCUUCUGGUGGGUACGCAUGUGUCUCGUCCCAAGUCAGAGCGCGACACUUUGAAAGAGAUCUUCUUCCGCCGCACCAAGUAUCUUUUCGAUAAUCGCAUUGAGCGGAAUCGUGAUAUCCUCGUUCAGGUGGCUCUGCUAUUGACAUGGCACUCGGAUAGAGCCGAUGACGAUGUUGCCGGGGAUGCUCACUUCUGGGUCGGCGUGGCCGCACGCAUUGCGACUGGUCUCGGCAUGCACCGCAAUCCAGUUUCGAGCAGUUUUGUCACCCGUGACCGGCGAAUGUGGAGACGCCUCUGGUUCAUUAUCGUCCAAUAUGAUGUGCUUGUGUCACUUUCAUAUGGACGACCCCAGGCAAUUAACCUGGACGACUCGGAUGUCUCACCCUUGACACUCGCUGAUUUUGAGAACUGUGGCCCCAACGUCCAGUCAGAUUUCGUUAUUCACUUCACUGAGCUUUGCACGAUGAUCUCGUAUCUUAUCAGAGACCGAUUUGGCCUUCGAGCUACAGAAGAACGUCGGAAAGCUGUUCUCCAAGAAGCUGACGAGUCGCUUGCAAAUUGGUCUCUGAAGCUGCCCGAUAAUAUGCGCUUGCGAGCGUCCGACAUGGAUCCCUGGUCGGCUAUGCUUCAUUUGACCUACAACAAUUUCCUGAUUCUACUUCAUCGGCCCCACCCAAGGGCAUCUGCAUACUCAGAUGACUAUGGGCCACACGACGCCGAGAUUUGUAGUGCGGCUGCCAGCGUCAUCGCCUCCAUCUUCGAGGAGCUGAGAUUACACGAUCGUUUAAGAUUCCUUUGGUACACAGGCGUUCACACAUUGUUCACUGCGAUGAUCCAAGUCCGGGUAGAGCUUCGGUUCUCGAAUCCUGUACUGGCAAUCAACGCUCUACGACGCUUCGAUUCAGCGUCCUUCAGUCUGCGUGAAUUGGCAGAGUACUGGGUUCAUGCAGGCACAAUCCUCCGUCUCUUCGAGGACUCAAAACGACUCAAGGAAGAUCUCCGCUUAGCAACCGCCGGUGGUUCAAAACCAUAUGCUGCAGCUCAAUCACACUCAACGGCUCCGCCUCCACUCGCUCGACCACCUGCGGCGCCUCAUCCUCCUCAUUCUCAUUCUCAUCCUCACCCACCGAUCAAAGUUUUGCAAGUCACCUCUCCUGCGUCGGCAUCUUCUAUGCAUCAUUCUCGACAGCUGUCUUACAGUGUCGGUACUCCGGAUUCUACACGGUCACAGCAGACCACAAUGUCACCUCAGGCGAAUCCCGGAUUCGAGAAUUGGAUCACAGCUCCCCUGCGGCUCAAUGUGGGACCUCUGGAGCGAAAUGAUCCCUACUCGACUGCGAUGCAGAUUGACCAGAUGGAUCAAUCUCGCGACUAUCCAGAUUGGCGUCAACUUUUCUCCUUUACAGAUGCCGACCUGCCUGUCCCCAUGGCAAUGGAUGGUCUCAUGGAACUCGAGGACGAGUGGCGUCAGAUAUACUGGCAAGACGCUCCCCUAACAGACCUCAUGCCAGACGGUGGCUGGAUGCAUGGCGUAUAG